CAUGAAUCAAGCUACUGACUUACCAAAAUUCAAUUUACCAUCAGAUAAUAUUCUCACUCAACGCAAAUCUUUAAUCCAAACUUUAUAUCAAGAAAAUCAUGAAAAUGAAAAAUAUCCACUUGUAACAAAUCCUUCUCAAUUGGAUUCUCUUCCUUUGGAGGAUAUUGCUACAUCCUAUUUGGAUCUUUGGACACUUUAUAACAAGGCCGGUAUGAAUCCAAAAGUUCAAGUCUGUCAACUCAACUGUCGUCUUUUUGAUCUUUGUUGUCGUGCUCAUAAACUUUAUCAAGAGUAUAUUCAAUAUGUUAUCCGUGAACCGUUGAAUGUUAGCAAGCUUCCUUUUCAUGUUUGGAUACAUACCUUAGCCAAGUCAGAUAAUGAAGAUGCUGUCGAUGGAGGAUAUCGUGCUUUUUCUGGGAAGAAAUCCACCAAAAACUCUCUACCAUUGGACUCCAAAAAUCGUUCCCGUAUCCUUGAUUUGGUGAACAAUCAUGGUCAUAGUGUAUUAGUCCUUCAAGAUAUGGUGAACCUUGCAAAGAUUGGAUCCAUGAAAAAUGCCACAUAUACUGCUCUAAAUGAAUUACUACUUGCUAACAAGGAUGCCAUUACUACUGCUGCCAAGUCUAUCAACAUAGAUGAAGCCUUUCCAACCACUGCCUCCAAUGCUACUACCACAACCCAUUAGUAUUAUAUUUCCC
This is a messenger RNA of Halteromyces radiatus, 698 nucleotides long. RefSeq lists its product as uncharacterized. NCBI's taxonomy places the organism in Eukaryota, Fungi, Mucoromycota, Mucoromycetes, Mucorales, Cunninghamellaceae. The annotation marks the transcript as partial. The transcript is spliced from 3 exons. The record is from RefSeq and is a predicted model, not a curated record.